AUGUUAGCACUCACGACGUCGUCUCUAGCUGCUCUGUUGUUGCUCGCUCCUGUAGCAUCGUCAGUAUCGGUCGCUGAGAACUUUCUUGAAACACUUCGCACACCACGUCCGUUCCACGCCCUGCCCUCACCAAACCGGAACAGAACUUGCGUAGCCGAAUCUCACAAUGACCUCAAGACGGACGACGCGGAGAACAUCCUUCAAGCAGUUCAAGAUUGCAACGAUGGCGGCCAUGUGAUCUUUGCCGAGAAGCAGACCUACACAAUAGCCUCUCCCUUGAAUCUCACCGGCCUCUCCUCUAUAGACCUCGACAUCCAAGGCACCCUGUCCUUCCCAGCAGACAACCUCACAUACUGGCAAGCCAACUCCUUUGACCUGCAGUACCAAAACGCGACAUCCUUCUUCAUCCUCGGCGGCUCAGACAUCAACGUAUACGGGUCCGGCGUGGUGCAAGGCAACGGGCAAGCAUGGUGGGACGAAUACGUCAACAACAAGAAGCUGAAGCGGCCGGUGCUGUUCGCCGUGGUCGGACUGCAGGGCGGCAGCGUAAGCGGCCUCAAGAUGCGCAACUCGCCCUUCUGGCACAACAUCAUCGCCAAUUCCAGCGACGUCGUCUACUCAGGUCUAGAUCUAUUCUCGACCAGCAACAACGGCAACUUCGAGAAGAACACGGACGGCUGGGACAUCUACCGCAGCGAGCGCAUCACGAUUGAGAACUCGACCAUCACAAAUGGCGACGACUGCGUAUCCUUCAAACCAAACAGCACCUCGAUACUCGUCCAGAACCUGCGCUGCAACGGCACGCACGGCAUCUCCGUCGGCUCGCUAGGCCAAUACCCCUCACGAAUCGACUACGUCCAAGACAUACUGGUGCGCAACAUCACCAUGUCGCAUUCGUCCGAGGGAGCGCGGAUCAAAGUAUGGCCCGACGCGUACUCUGAGAAGUCCGCGGCCCUGACCGGCGGCGGGGGGCGGGGCCUCGUCCGCAACGUCACCUACGACGGCAUGGUGCUGGAUGACGUCGACUACGGCCUGACGAUCACGCAGUGCUACGGGCAGGACGACGAGGAGGAGUGUUUCCAGCACCCGAGUAAGCUGAACAUCACGGAUGUGACGUUCCGCAAUAUUCGCGGCAGGACGAACCGCGUCUUCAGCCCUAUUGUUGCGCAUCUUGUGUGUUCGAGUCCGCUGACGUGUUGGGGGAUCACGGCGGAGAAUGUGGAUAUCCGGACGGUGAAUGGGAGUAAUCUGGUCACGUGCAGGAAUGUGGAUGAGAGCCUGUUGGGAGGGCUGAACUGUACCGGGUGGAGUAAGGGGUAUAAUCCUGCUUAG
This is a messenger RNA of Ascochyta rabiei, 1332 nucleotides long. Its product is annotated as Galacturonan 1,4-alpha-galacturonidase. NCBI's taxonomy places the organism in Eukaryota, Fungi, Ascomycota, Dothideomycetes, Pleosporales, Didymellaceae. Gene Ontology annotation, biological process: carbohydrate metabolic process. Gene Ontology annotation, molecular function: polygalacturonase activity. The transcript has 2 exons. The coding region runs from base 1 to 1332 and encodes 443 amino acids. The record is from RefSeq and is a predicted model, not a curated record.